GGAGUAAAAGGGAAUAGGGAGGAUUAUACUGUACUACACCACAGUUCCUGACCAUCACCCAAGGAACAACUGCACAACUGUGGGAAGACAUCUCGUCCCUUCACAGCAUUGCUCAACACAAAGAAGGUUGGACAGUGAAACCAUCAUCUGGAAAUCGGUCAGGUCAGGGAGCUUUGAUGCAUUAUCAGAUCUGAAACUGGUCAGUGGUGGGGAACCUUCCAUCAGAACCAGCCUUUCUGAAGGUUCGGCUGUGGGUGAGCGAUCAGAGUGAGGCUGGGAGGAAGUGUGUGUGCUCCAAGUGUGGUGAGAGCUUCAGUCAUUCAUCGAGCCUCAUGAACCCCUGACUCAUUCCUACAGGGGAGAGGCUGUUCAAGUGUUGAGUUGUGUGAUGAGGGCUCCACAGGCCUAUAAGGUCCCUGACGAUUUAUCUGCAAUAUAAUUGAUAAUAGAAGGACAGCUACAUGGAAGUAAAACCCUUCAAAUGUGAGGUGUGCGGUAAAGCAUUUGCGAUAUCGACAACCCUCCUGAGACACCAGAUGAUUCACACAGGGGAGAAACCAUUCAAAUGUGAAGUUUGUGAGAAGGCUUUCACUCACUCCUCCCAUCUCGUGAGGCACCAGAGAAUUCACACAGGACAGAAGCCAUUCACAUGUGAUGUGUGUGAGAAAUCAUUCUCAAUCUUAUCCAACCUCCGAGUACACCAACGCAUUCACACCGGGGAGAAACCGUUUGCAUGUGAAAUGUGUAACAAAUCAUUCUCAUACUUAUCGAGCCUUAUAAGGCAUAAACGCAUUCACACAGGGGAGAAACCAUUCCUCUGUCAGGAGUGUGACAAAUCAUUCUCAUACUUAUCGCACCUCCGGAGACACCAAUGCAUUCACACGGGAGACAAAUCAUUCACAUGCGAGAUGUGUAACAAAUCAUUCUCACAGUCCGACAGCCUUCUCAAACACCAACGCACUCACACAGGGGAGAAACCAUUCUCAUGUGAUGUGUGUGAGAAAUCAUUCUCACAGCCAGCACACCUCCGUGGACACCAACGUAUUCACACAGGGCAAAAACCAUUCAUGUGCGAGGUGUGUGAAAAGUCAUUUUCGGAUGCAUCAACCCUUCGCCGACACCAGCGUAUUCACACAGGGGAGAAACCGUUUAUGUGCAACGUGUGUGAUAAAUCAUUCUUGACAUCAUCAAAUCUCCGUGUUCACCAACGCUUUCACACAAGGGAGAAACCGUUCAGGUGUGAGGUGUGCAAUAAAUCAUUCUCAUGGUCAUCAAACCUCUUGGUCCAUCAGAGGAUUCACACAGGCGAGAAACCGUUCAAAUGUGAGCUGUGCAACAAAUCAUUCUUGUCAUCAUCAGAUCUUCACAUGCACCAACGUAUUCAUACAGGAGAGAAACCAUUUAACUGUGAGGUGUGUGACAAAUCAUUCUCGAGAUCAUCAAGCCUCCUGCUCCAUCAGAAAAUCCACAAACAGGAGAUUCACACGGGAGAGAAACCAUUCACAUGUGAGGUGUGUGAUAAAUCAUUCUCUGUAUCCUCACACCUCCGUGUGCAUCAACGCAUCCACACAGGGGAGAAACCUUUCAGAUGCAAGGUGUGCGACAGAUUAUUCUCACGGUCAGAGAAUCUCCGAACACAUGAACGCGUCCACACAGGGGAGAAACCAUUCACGUGUGAUGUGUGUGAGAAAUCAUUCUCACAAUCAGGACAGCUCCGCACACACCAACGUAUCCACACAGGAGAGAAACCAUUCACUUGCAAAGAGUGUGAUAAAUCAUUUUCAGAUUCAUCGUCACUCCGUAGACAUGAGCGCAUUCACACAGGGGAGAAACCAUUCACUUGUGAAGUGUGCAGUAAGUCCUUCUCAUCAUCCUCAACCCUCCACACACACCAAAGUAUUCACACUGGGGAGAAACCAUUCAUGUGUGUUAAAUGUUUCAAAUCAUUCUCGGAUUUGUCAUACCUCCGCAGACACAAACGCAUUCACAUAGGAGAGAAACCAUUCACUUGUGAGGUAUGCAAUGAAUCGUUCUCAUCAUCAUCGACCCUCCGCACACAUCACCACAUUCACAUGGGGGAGAAACCAUUCACUUGUGAGGUGUGUGACAAAUCAUUCUCUCAGUCAGGGAUUCUCCGGGUCCACCAACACCUCCACAUGGGAGAGAAACCAUUCCUAUGCCAGGUGUGUGAUAAAUCAUUCUCGCAGUCAGAAAGCCUUCACAGACACCAAUGUAUCCGCACAGGAGAGAAUCCAUAUACAUGCGAGGUGUGCAAGAAAUCAUUCUCGAGGUCCUGGAACCUCCUGCUCCAUCAGAAGAUCCACACAGUGAAGUAACCCUUUAAUCGUGAGGUUUGUGAUGAAGCUUUUGUGAAAUCUUUGACCAUGGGGAUCCCACAUCGUUUACAUGGGAAUCACAUAUUUAUGAUACUUGUUCAGUGGCUAUGACAAAACUUUCACCCAGUCAGUCUAUUUCCUGGUCCAUCAACACAUCAAAGCAGUGAGGAAUAAGCAGUUGUGUUUGUACCCAGAGCAUUGACAAAAACUUAGCAAUGCUAUACACAGAUUGAGAGCCUCGAUAUUGUCUUUGCUUGUGAACAUUUCAAUCAGUAUCUGUUUGGGAGCGAGAGAGUGGUGGUGAAGUCUGAUCACAAGCAAAUUCAAAGCAUCUUUCCUAAACGACUUCUGUUUGUUCCAAAUGUUUGUAAAGAAUGUUAUUUAAUUUGGAGAGAUAUCACUGAAGUGAAGCACAAACAAAGGAAGCAGAUGUACAUCAGUGACAUGCUCUAUGGAGUUGUACUCUCUUCGGAGAAAGUUGAUGCUGGUACAUAGUGUGAAAUAUUGCAAGAUUCAACAAGAAGCAACAGCAUAGCAUACUCUGGAAAUCAUCAACCAAGCAGAGAUGUUGGAAAAGAUCUUUCAGUCUCCAUAUCAUCGGAAAUAAUUUAUAAACCCAAAUGGUGCACUGGAACCCUUGAACAUUCCAACAUACUGACCCCAUUGGAAUAGCCUGGGACACUUCAAGUUCCAAAAGGCAAUAUCCUGGCUCUCAGGGAUCCUCUGAAAAAAACUGACUUGAAUUUGUAUCAGAGUUUGAACAGUUGUAACGUACUUACUUGAAUAGUUGUAUGGCAAUUAUGAGCUGCAACCCCAAAUCUAUUUCUCGCCCUGCUGACAAUAUCCCUGACUGAUCCCAUCACACUGACUCUUCCCCAGCACACUACAUCAUACCUGCACUGAUCGUCCCGACUCUGUGUGGAUUUCUACACUAAUUCUCUUUGCUCUCUCUCUUCAAAUAUGACAGGUGCUUGUGAUAAAAAGAAGUCCUGAAAUCGUCAGCCAAGCAUUUGAAAGAGCUGUUCAUAACUUAUGACAGCCCAUGGAUGAAGCUGGGAGUAGACCUCUGUGCUCUCACUGGAACAUUUAUGAUAGAUGACAAUGAAUGGUAAAAUAAAGUAAGAUUUAAAAAAAAACAGCAAGAGCAUUAAAAGGAAUUGUCAGAAUAUAAAGGGUUAAAGCAGUAUAUGGAAAAUUCCAGUAAUACACGUGUAAUUACAGAUGUCAAAGGACAGAAAAUAAAGAAUGACCAUUCCUCUGCUUGAGAAACUGCUGAGGCCUGUCUAAUAGCUGAGAAAUGAGUUUACCAGUAAUGAAGAGACUGGAGGUGGUGAGGCUGUGACACUGAGAUCAGGGAGGUCAGGAUCAGGCAAUUGGAACUCCCAAAGUUAAAGUGUGGCUUGCACAUAGUUUUGAGAGAGAACUCAAAAACCAGUCAACGAACCUUCACUGGAUCUCCAAGACAUUUGACGAGGGUAACUGUCAGGUCAAAUUCCUUAAUUUAGAGACCAGGGGGCUUACACCAAUCAGGACAUUACAUGCCAUUUAGUGAUAGCUGAUUAGAAAGUUAGGCAUUUAACCUGCAGUGUAUUACUAUUAGGAAAAUAUAUUAACUUUCUUCUGUUUUCAAGAAGCAUUUGUUUAGCUUUGAAUAAGUAUAUCCUGCUUAAAUGUAGUAAAGCUGUAUUUUGUUUAAAGCUGAUGGAACUCUGAAAAGCCAAGUUUAAACAUUAGAGUAACAGCGAACAUGCACCAAGGCUAGUGACUGGUGGGUUAUCUGCACUAAAUGGGGCGUGUAAGUGCAUUUUAUGUAAAAAAAACUAUUUACAACUCAGAGCCUUUGAACUGUUCAUCCAUGCAUGUGAUUAAACCACUUAUAUCUUA
Chiloscyllium plagiosum (whitespotted bambooshark) is the source of this 4220-nucleotide messenger RNA. NCBI's taxonomy places the organism in Eukaryota, Metazoa, Chordata, Chondrichthyes, Orectolobiformes, Hemiscylliidae. The record is from RefSeq and is a predicted model, not a curated record.